ACCGCCUCCUACGUGUAGCGUACUAGCGUUCAUUCAUCAUUCUCCAUCGCCGAGCCGCCGCCGCCGGCGCCACCGCAGGUAAACAGUGUCAGCUCCUACUUCCAGCACAUUGUUGAGGAGUGAGAACGUAAAGGAAGGACCUUGCUAUGGAUUCUUCGCAGCCAGAAGUCGGCGUGAGAAACCGAUGCUUCAAGGUGCCAGUUUAGGGAGAGGAACGGGGAUCGAACGAUCGGCGUUUGUGGCCUCCGCUUUGUAUUUUGGUGGCGCGGAAAGGGAAUAUUGUGGGGGAGAGAGGAGGGGCGGGAUCUGAGGCAAGUGGUCGCUGGGUUGGGUGGUCGUCGUUGCCGUCAUCGAUGGCCGUCUCCUUGUCCUCCACCAUCAGGAUUUCCCUGCUAGUGCUCCUGGUCGUUGCUUCCGCCGCCGCCUUCUUCACGCUCCCAGUCGAAAAGAUUCUGAAGGAGUUCUUGGUUUGGAUAAACCAGAAUCUUGGUCAAUGGGGGGGACCUGUUGUGCUGACUGUUGCAUAUAUUCCCUUGACUAUACUUGCCGUUCCAGCUGCAGUACUUAGUCUUGGUGGUGGAUAUCUAUUUGGGUUCCCAAUAGGCUUUCUUGCUGAUUCAGUUGGAGCAACGAUUGGGUCUGUGGCAGCAUUUUUGCUUGGCAGAGCUUUAGGAAGGUCCUAUGUCAUCUCCAAAAUGAAAGACUAUCCUGACAUCCAAGCUGCUGCGAUUGCAAUUGAGAAAUCUGGAUUUAAGAUUGUUUUGCUGCUUAGGCUAGCUCCUUUGGUUCCAUUUUGCUUGUCGAACUACUUCCUAUCUGUCACAUCGAUCAGCCUUGCAGAGUACACAAUGGCAUCCUGGCUGGGAAUGAUGCCAAUUACUCUUGCUCUGGCGUAUGUGGGAACUACUUUGAAGGAACUAGCUGAGGUUACACAUGGAUGGAGUGAGGUUUCAAUUGCUCGCUGGGCACUGAUGAUAGCCGGAUUAUUGAUAUCUGCUGUGCUUAUGGUUUGUGUGACAAGAGAAGCAAAGGCAGCUCUACAAAGAACUUUAGCUGAGAACUUAGAGGCAGAUAACAUACUCAUCCCGUCGUCAUCACCGUCCUUGCCGCAACCGUGCUCGGAUCUAAACCAGCCUCUUAUGAUCAAGAUCAAUUGUUCAAAUGUUGACGUAGAAAAUUAAUUUCUCUUUCCCUCUUCUUUCUUUCAUUGAAUGCAUCCAGUACUACCAAAUUUUUGGGUCAUAGAUUGACUUAGCAGGCAGUUGCUAUAAUUCAUUGUUUUAGGUGUGUAUAAUUCAUUGUUUUGCCUAGUUUU
This is a messenger RNA of Zingiber officinale, 1315 nucleotides long. Its product is annotated as TVP38/TMEM64 family membrane protein slr0305-like. NCBI's taxonomy places the organism in Eukaryota, Viridiplantae, Streptophyta, Magnoliopsida, Zingiberales, Zingiberaceae. The record is from RefSeq and is a predicted model, not a curated record. The coding region runs from base 354 to 1181 and encodes 275 amino acids. The transcript has 10 exons. Gene Ontology annotation, cellular component: membrane.